This is a messenger RNA of Dufourea novaeangliae, 929 nucleotides long. RefSeq names its product lipase member H-B-like. The record is from RefSeq and is a predicted model, not a curated record. Gene Ontology annotation, molecular function: lipase activity. The transcript is spliced from 4 exons. NCBI's taxonomy places the organism in Eukaryota, Metazoa, Arthropoda, Insecta, Hymenoptera, Halictidae. Bases 4 to 690 code for a protein of 228 amino acids.
GUCAUGUCAGUAGACUACGGUUGCGUUUCACUUCAACCUUACGUGACGUCAGUUGCGUUGUCCGAUGAUGUCGGUAUGCUUGUAGCCGGAUGUAUAAAGGAUAUGGUGACGGCUGGAGUGGACAAAAGUAAAAUACAUUUGAUGGGACUCUCUUUGGGUGCCCAAAUUUGUGGGAAGGCUGGUCGUUUACUAGAUUUCCAACUAUCAUGGAUAUUGGGUCUCGAUCCGGCCGGACCUCUGUUUGAAAAUGAUAUUACGGGGACGCUGAAUGCCACUGACGCACAACAAGUCUCUUGUAUACAUACUGACGCUGGAUUUCUUGGAACAAAGUAUCCGUGCGGUGGCGUUGAAUUUUAUCCGAACGGCGGAACGAGAAGCCAACCUGGUUGCUCUCUAACUGAGAUGAUCGCUUAUGCCAACCCACAGAUAGGGUGUAGUCACAUCAGAGCUGAGUUCUUACAAACAGAAGCUGUGGGGAACCAAAAUGGUUUCUUGGCUGUGAAGUGUGAUAGUUAUGACUACUUUAAGGUCGAUGCGUGUAACAGAUCGGACAUAAUUCCAAUGGGUGAACGUCCUCCGGCUUUAGCUUCAGGUAAAUAUUACCUUCAAACAAACGGUCAAAGGCCUUAUGCCAGGGGAAUCGACGGAACGAGAUACAACGCAACCAUCGAUAGUAGCACAGUCAUAUAACAUUUGCUUCUAUGAUUCAACCAACAUAGUUUAAUUUAUACUUCUCAACAUAAUGAUUUACUUUUAAUCUUCUGCCUUGUGGGAAUAAACUGGGAAUAAAGUCUAAUUAUUGUCUGUACAGAAAAUUAAGUGUUCUCGUUUUCUUUCCUCGACGAUCGAGAUUUUCAUUUGAACUGACAAAGUAAUCUGAAUAGAAACAAUAUCUGGGCCAACAGAUACAAUAGAUACAAUAAUUUGUA